CAUCAAUUGUAGUUCUAAACCAGAAGGUCUCCUCGUAAAAUUAACAGAGAGAAGACAUGGCCAUUUCUAUGAUCACCUCCUGCCUCAAACCCUCUUCCCCUCCACCACCUCCUCCUCCAAGCCUCUCUCCGUCGACCAAAACCACUCUAACCCCACGGUGAGCUCCAAUUUUCCUGCACUCUGGCGUUGCAUGUGGAAUACGCCUGCUUCUUCAUCAUGCCAGCUGUAUAUGUCCGCGAGCAAGGAAGUGAGCUGGCGAAGCCGGUGCAUCGCGACCGCAGCAUGCGUCAUACUUGGCUCGAGUAUUGCCGGCUUUUCCGCUGGCGACGGCGCGGUCAUUGCUGCUGGAGAUGACCUUAAGGUCAUGGAGGUAUCGGAAGGAAAGGUGGUGCGGUGGAGCGACAGGAGGAAGUGUCCUCCGUGGCACGUGAACUCUCUCGAGAAUAUUGUGCCGGAGAAUCUUCCCCGGCCACCAACUGGUCCCAGAUCCGAUGGAUUCGUAGCUCAUAAAAAUGCUCCCAAGGCUGGGGCGUUUUCAAUUCAGUACAGAAGUAGUUGCUUUUCGCUUUAGGCAUGUGUUAGUUUACGGUCCUAGCUAGCUGUUUCACUUCUUUCGUGUAAACGAAGCUUGUAUACUAUUGAAAACAAGGAAUAAGAGAUCGAUUUCAGUGGGACUCUUUAUAA
Elaeis guineensis (African oil palm) is the source of this 684-nucleotide messenger RNA. The record is from RefSeq and is a predicted model, not a curated record. NCBI's taxonomy places the organism in Eukaryota, Viridiplantae, Streptophyta, Magnoliopsida, Arecales, Arecaceae.